Klebsormidium nitens is the source of this 2065-nucleotide messenger RNA. NCBI's taxonomy places the organism in Eukaryota, Viridiplantae, Streptophyta, Klebsormidiophyceae, Klebsormidiales, Klebsormidiaceae. The record is from the annotation of a GenBank genome assembly.
CAUCAUUCUGCUAGCUGUGCCUGUGGCGUUGUGACACCAUGCGAAGGCUCUUUGCAAAGCAGCGCCGAUCCAUCAUUUCAUGGCUCUGUUGCGAGCUCAGCUCUUUCAGCACAAUCUUAAUGUACUGACUGUCAUCCGAAACAACCCAAUGGGGGAGCACUCCUGUUUGAGUUAUUUGAUUUAAGCUAUCGCGAGACAUUGAGCUGCGGACACAGGCAGGGAUGGCUGCAAAGCCCGCCUCCUGCAUGCAUACAGCCAGCGCGCAGCGCAUUCAGCUGGCAAUUUUGUUUCUUGCAUCGCUGAUCCACACCCUCUUGGUACCCGCCGUCUGUCAUGAUGUGGGGGUCCUCAUGUUCCUGCACGACGCCUUUGGGAGUCCCCCUGUCUUGUCAAACUGGUCUUGGGCCAAGGAGCCCUGUCAGCCGCCGUGGUUUGGGGUGAAGGAGUGCAAUCAGACGUCUGGUUGCCACACGAUUGGGGAUGCAUCAGAGGAAGAGCAGAACUGCAGGGUUCUCGCUCUUGACCUACACUCCCUCGGCCUGGGGGGCACCAUCUCGUUCGUCCUGGGCGACGCGUGGCGCCUCCAAUUCCUCGACUUGAGCGACAACAGCAUCGGGGGGCCCCUCCCCGUUGGAACCCAAGGCAUCGCCAAAAUGGGCGAUCUCCAAUACUUCAACGUCUCCCAUAACCAGCUGAACGGGUCCAUACCCUAUGACAUCGGCUACAUGUACAGCCUGCAGACCGCGGACUUAUCGUACAAUAACUUCAGCGGGGAGCUUCCCGCCAGUCUCGGAGUAUUGGCGUCCGGGGGAAACUUGACCUACCUCGACUUGACCGGGAACCAGUUUACCGGGCCGGUGCCCCCACAGCUCGCCACUAUACCGACGCUCAAACUUGGCUCGGUGACGCCUACCGGUCAGAUUGACCUCGGUGGCAAUAGCGGCCUGUGCAGCGAAGUCAUCCCCGGGCUAUCUCCCUGCCCGCCCGGUACAGUGCUCCCCGGGCUCAAUACCAGCCAGCCGCCACUGCCGCAUCUCUCCCCGGGGGCGCUUUCUCCGCCCGCGCCGAGGGCAUCCGUCUGGGGGUCGGCGGUCCUUCCAAUCCAGGCGCUGGCUCCUUCCACGGUCAAUCUUUCCAGAGCCCGGGGACCAGCCCCGGUGCCAGCUCCGCUUCCGAUGCCAGCUGCAAUUCCGGUGCCAGCCCCAGCUUCCGGCCCAGUCCCCUCUCCGAUCGCUCCCAACGCCCAGGCCCCGGUGCCAAUAGCGACCGGUACAAGCUCCCCGGUUGCUCCCGUCUCCAACAACCCGGCUGUGGUGACCCCAAGUACCCCCGGAUCAAAUUCCACCGCUGUAUUGAACACGACCGGCGCUUCAAGUACGCCCGGGAGUGCCGUAGGGGCCCCCACGGGAGCAGCACGCGGUAUGAGUGGUUAUUCGAGCAUCAUGGGAGUCCGGGCUUGGUCGUUGCUCGUGUUUGUGUAUGUACAAUGUUUAUAGUACCAGACUGCUUACUUGCUGCAAGAUUACAGACUUCGAUCAUGUGUGAUAUCUAGGGCAAGAAAGCCGCGCAACUACAUUACAGCAUCCAUAGUAGGUAGCCCUCUGUAGCUAGGGGAAGGAACGUCCAGUAGCUAGUCGAUCAAAUACGGCGCUGAUCAUCGGUUAGGCCUUCUCAGAAUUUCGCAGUCACGUGUUGUCAACAGUCAUCUAGUUCGGCAGGCCUCGCAGCUGGUUGGCCGCUUGAGAUUCUAGCAGAACAACUGUUUCAGAAGAAGCUUGCCCCCUUAUUACUGGUCGAUCCCCAUGCAAGAUUCGGGAAGAGAGCAUACGCAUUGGGCCAAGGUAAGUCUGUUUCUCGGACGGUUCGGUUGGUCACGGACUCAACGUAGAAUUUCAUCAGUACCAUCCGGGUGCAAUCCUGAAUACAGGUCGUUCAAUACCGUACCCAACUGAACUUACCCAAUUGUUUCCGUUUCGGUCGGCCGCGCAUCCGAUGUGAUCCUGCAUAAGUCAUGCCUCGCGAUCCAUUCGAGGCAUGAUAUGCAAUCUGCUGCGACCUGGCCGCG